UCUGCAACGGGAAAAGGCCUACAAAACGUCGCCGUCGGGCAGGGCAGCGAGUCCCACUCCCGCACAACAGGACAACCGGAGAAGCAAGGAGCCAAAGGAGAGAAUCAUGCGUUCCCCUGCCUGCCUCCGCCUCGGCCUCGCCGCCGCCCUCCCCCUCCUCCUCCUGCUCGCGCUCCGGCUGCCGGCCCCCGCCGUCGCCGGCCGCCCCCUCGUCGCCCGCGACCGCAAGCCCGCCCCGUCCGAGGCCGCGGCCACCGCCAGGUGGCUCGCCGCGCAGAACACCUGGGGCGUCCUCAGCACGAUAUCAAGUGAUCUAAGUGGCGCUCCGUUUGGCAAUGUAGUUUCAUAUAGUGAUGGAGUACCAGGUGAGAGCCAUGGAAUUCCCUACUUUUAUCUGACUACUCUGGAUCCCACUGCAAGAGAUGCGUUGGAGGAUGAAAGGACGUCCUUUACCCUUAGUGAGUUCCCUCUUGGCACUUGUGGGAAGGUUGAUCCUGAAAACCCAACAUGUGCAAAACUUACUCUUACUGGAAAGUUGAAGGUGGUUGACCAUAAGUCACCUGAAGCGGAUUUGGCCAAAACUGCACUUUUCAGCAAACACCCUGAAAUGGAGGGUUGGCCAAAGAACCAUCACUUUGAGAUCUUUAAACUGGAAAUCGAAAACAUAUUUUUGAUCGACUGGUUUGGGGGUCCUAAACCUAUAUCCCCUUCACAGUAUCUUGAUUAUGGAAGGGACCAGGGCUCAGUGAUGUCCUUGUAAGUGCGGAAUGCUGCUGAAAUGCAUAUCCUUGGCAUGUUUGCGUAUGCUUUCUGAAAGACGUCCAAACUGUACAUACUGUAAUGACCUAUACGGAUUAAAUAAACACAUAAUAUUGCCUUUGUCGACAUUUAUGUCCUCACCUCGGAGCCCGAGAGCCGCUGUCGAUGAUCGCCUCUCGCCGCAGUCGGAGAGGCUUAUGGUUUGGGCAUAGUGGGGCAGGAUGCUGUAGUGUGGCUGUCGUCAACGGCAGUGUCAUCAGUGGUUCAAAGGCGUCGUUCUAGUAGGAACUUUUAAGAUAUCAAACUCAAAGGGCAGGGUUACGGUGUAAUGGUGGUAUUCUGUUUUGACAGUGUAAAGCAACAUUUAUCACGUACUAGUAAUUGUUACAUGUUGCACCAAGAGAUGGCGUAUAAAAUCGAGUUUCUGUGAGGUAA
Messenger RNA from Triticum aestivum (bread wheat), 1194 nucleotides. Its product is annotated as protein CREG1. The record is from RefSeq and is a predicted model, not a curated record. The coding region runs from base 107 to 760 and encodes 217 amino acids. The transcript has 6 exons. Lineage: Eukaryota; Viridiplantae; Streptophyta; Magnoliopsida; Poales; Poaceae.